Messenger RNA from Microthlaspi erraticum, 420 nucleotides. The record is from the annotation of a GenBank genome assembly. NCBI's taxonomy places the organism in Eukaryota, Viridiplantae, Streptophyta, Magnoliopsida, Brassicales, Brassicaceae.
AUGGUUGCUAUGAGUUCGAAGGCAUCCAAUUCUCGUGAACUAGCUCGAGCCGGAGCUUUCUUCACCGGAGUAGAUCGAGUCUUUGAGCUUGGCUUUGGAGAUGAAGGCGAUGCAUGUACCUUCUCCUUCACUUCUUCGACGGCGGAAGUCCGGUUCUUUGAGAAUUUUCGCUUUCCGGGGCACAAGAUGGCCUCAUUAUCGCUUGGCUCUUCAUCCGAGAGAGCAUAUCGAGUUCGAUUGAGCGCCGGUGAGGGAUCUCGGAUGGAGCAGGGGGAAUCAGGCGUGGCUCCUUCUGCUCAGAUCGAAAGGUGCCGGGAAGUUUGUCAGGAUCUCGUCGUCGUGAGAUCGAGAAGCGACGGAGUUGGAUCUCUCGGAGGAAUCGAAGCGUCGGGCUCCGUCAUCUGGUUGCGGCGGCGUUGA